UUCGCGGCCACGGCGACAUUAUUUUAAUGGGCGCGAGGACGCUCUUCUAGGUACAUGCAUGCAAAUGAAAAAGGAAAGGCUGGUCAAUAGGUCAUGAUCAUCAUCAAGUUAACACGUGCGUAGCAAUCGCAGUUCUGGUUCUGGCGCGGAGAUGAGAAUUUCAGCAAACAUCUUGAAAAACUUCGCUGCAAUAACGAGCUUGGUAAGAAUAGCCAAUACCGUCUUUCAAAGGAGAUGUUCAUAACAUCCAUCCAUUUGAGAGACUGGGAGCUACGCUCCGGACGCUACUCCGCGUUAUCACGAAAUCUAGCAGGCGGCCCACGUUGCUGUUGUGGCUUGGGCAGCUUGGGUCCCUCGCUGGCUGUUUCUUGUCAACAUGGGGCGGCGGCGUAUCGUGAGAACGCCGUCCGAGGAGCGCGAGCACAAGCUGAGACGUAAGGAAAUGAGGCGGGAGCGCAUACGCGCCCAGACGGACGAAGAACGCGCGAUCGCCCGAGCGAAGCACGCCGCACUUCAACGCCGAAGGCGACAAAACGCGGCGCUGCGGGAACGCGAAGCCGCGGAGAGGCGACGGCGACGGGAGGACCCCGAAGUUCGGCAGCUGGAAGCGGCCAAACACCGUGCCCGCCGCGAAAUCGAGGCAGUGCGACUACGCGAGGCUGAAGCGAGACGACAGCACCGACAGAAGGAUGCGGAGGCGCACCGCGCACGGCGACGUCAGGAUGUGGCGCUGCGUCGUCGCGAAGCCGAGGCGAGGCGACAGCGCCGACAAAACCCCGAAGUACGCCAGCUCGAAGCGGCCAAGCAUCGGCUGCGACGCCAAGAUGCGGCGGUACGUCAACGAGAGACGGAGGCCCGACGGCGUCACCGCCAAAGAGCGGCACUUCGGCAGCGUGCGGCACUUCAGAAAGAAGAGUGUGUGUGCGACGUGUGCUUUCGUCCUGCCGAGCUAUCGCCUAUCCGAAUGUCUCACGUGCCUAUGCUCACCGCCGAGUAUCCGAGCGAAGACGUGCCUUCCUUUAUGCUGUGCCCUUCAUGCCAAGGCGCCCUGCGGAUGGGUGCAAUUCCUCCGCUUCCCAGGAGUAACAGUUACGCGUAUCCUGCUAAUCCGACGGGGUUGUGUGAAUACCACUCGCUGUGCAGUAGUGAUUAUGAAGACUCGCAGAGCUUGCAGAGGCUUGCCAGAAGAGCCAACUCCAAAAGAAACACUCAAGAAGGCAAGGUUGACUGCUGCUUGCAGACAGAUGGCACUGGAAAGAUCGAUUGUUUCAUGCAGACUGAAGAUGCUGCAAAGAUAACUUUUGAAGUGCCAUCCAAAAAAUUCCUGAAGGUCGCUGAAGUGCAGACUGAUGAAAGUCCAUGGCUACAGUACCCUGAGUCCACCUCUGAGGAUUAUGAGUGUGAAAGUAAAUAUCUGCUUGGUCGCAAAGUGGGAGUGAAAAUUAUCUGCAUCAACGAAGAGGGCUGCACACUUUGAUGACAGGCAAGGCAUCCUAUGUAGAGCCACUUCUCCGAUGAUGACAGGACCAAUGCUUGCGAGUGACUGUUCACGCGUGACAUCUGCCAGAAGGACACUUUUUUUGUAGACAAAGCUUUGACGGCACACCUAAAGGUCACACGCUACAGAAAAGCCUCGCAAGUGUCCAGACUGUGCCAGGAGCUUUGCUUCACGAUCUCUCAAUGCAUGUCAUCAUUAGCUACAAUUACGAAGCAGUUACACAACUCUGCUGCAUGAAGAGAACUUCACAUGCAAGACCGACCUCACCGAGCAUGUGAUGAAGCACUCGGAUGAGGCAUCGCAUGCUUCCUUCAUGUUCAGAAAAAGAGUUCACGCAACACAGCAGCAUGAAGUUGCGUAAAAGCAUCGUGCAGUGACCAGUACCCUCUGCACUGUCCAAUCUGCUAGAAAGGAUGCUGGGCCGAGGUCUGGGCUAGGUGCAACUGACAACCCACGAGCGGCUGUCUUAACAGGGAAGCUCCACGUACAACAAGAAGUGAAAAGGUCGUUGUUGAAGUCGUCAGGGACGAGCGAGAAGGCAGGAGGCCGAGUUACGUGGACACACGUUUAUUCCAAAGUGAAUUCUAGCCUAGGCCAAGCCACGCCCCACCGCACCUUGAGCACACGCUGUCACGAGCUUCGCCUGGCUUUUCCUAGAUGGCAGCAUCUACAACAUCUCCCAAUGCAAUCAAGCGAAGUCCGCUGCAGCAGGCGGCUUCACGCACCUGCCACUUCUGGUAUGCCCGUGGGAAGUGUCCUGGCAACACGAAUGAGUGUCUCAUUGUGCUCAUAGCUGUUGGAACCCCAGAUGGGGAUGUCGUCCAUGUGACAGACAACUCGACUGAUGCCUUGUAAAAUGUACGCCAUCUGCUUCUGGAAGUGUUCAGGAGCUGACACAAUGCCAAAUCGUAGUCGGUUGAAGUAGAAGUGCCCAAAAGAUGAGAUGAAAGUGGUGAGUUUCCUUGAUUCUUCACAAAGUGGAAUUUGCCGAAAUCCAGAGUUGGCAUCGAGUCUGGAGAAUACCUUAGCUCCAUGAAGAAGUCCGAGCACGUGCUCCACGGAAGGAAUAGGAUGCCAUUUUCUGAGAACGUGGCGGUUCAGCUCUGUGAAGUCGACGCAUAUUUUCACGUCUCCGGAGGGCUUUGGGACGACUACCAUCGGUACACAUUACUCGGUCGGCUCAUCAACAGCUGAUAUGACACCGAGUUCCUGGAUCCUUUGAGGUUCCAACUUUGUCUUCUGGUACAAUGGAAUUGGGAUGCGCCUCGGGGAGCUGAGUGCGAAAGCUUUUGCUCCUGGUUGAAGCUGAAUCCUGUGUUCUUUGAGCGGCUUGCCGAGUCCUUGGAACACCGCUGGAAAUUCUUCUUUCGGGUUCACUUUGUCGGCAACGGCGUUUACGCAGGUCAGCAUAUGUAGCUUCUUGAUGGCUGGCUUGCCUAGCAUCGGACUGCAGAUCUGAUCUAGGACGUAUAUAUCCUGAGUAGUCACGUGGUGGCAUUAGAUGAGUAGGAGUUGCACCACUCCUGCGUCUGGAAGAUGCUUUCUAUCUGGGCCAUACAGCUGAUGAAGAGGAGCUAAGAGAAGCGGCCUGUCCUUGAGCGUCUGGAAUACGUGCGUCGGGAGGAUGGUUUCGUCGGCACCAGUGUCAAUUUUGAAGUCUACUGGCUGGCCUUGAACCAAGAUUGUUGCUUCCCAGUUUCCAGCAUCUGCUGUCUUGACUGCUCCAAGGAAUCCUGCUUCUAAAGUUGCGUGCUCAGUUUCAACACAAUCGAGGCGUCGCGACAUGCACAUGGAGGCAUAGUGACCUUUCCUCCAGCAAUUCCUGCAGACUUCCGAGCGUGCUAGGCAGAGAGUGCGAGAGUGACACUCUUGACCACACCAACGGCAAGGUUUCUGCUCUCUGUUUUUACCGGAGGGUGAAGAUGGUUUGCUUGCCCCGCGUGGAUAACUGCCGCUUUUGUCUUGCAUUGAAGCACGCCGACUGGUCUGCGCACCGGAUGCAACUUUCUUCAAAAAUGGCACUUCCUGGUGGAGCUCCGCUUGUUGCUGAUGGACACUCUCGAUCUGGCGGACGGAAUCGAGAGCCUUUUGUAGUGUGAGCUCUGCGUCGAGCUGUAACCUGGCGGAUAGCUGCUUGUCUUUUAUCCAAACCACAAGGCGGUCGCACACGAACUCUUCUCGAAGAGCACCGAACUCGCAAUCUUUCAAAAGCGUGUGAAGCACAGUGACGAAAUCUUCGGCCGACUCACCAUCUUGCUGCACUCUGGUGUUGAAUCUGGCUCGUUCGAAGAUUACGUUACGUCGCGGAAUAAAACACUUGUCGAACUGCUCCACGACGACGUCAUAUUUCUUGGAGUUCUCUUCAGAUAAAGUGAAGGUGGCGUAGAUUUCCUCGCCUUGCUCACCCAUGAUGUAGAGUAGGGCAUCUACUUGAUGUUGCUCGGGCUUCACGCACAAGCCUGAAGAUGUUCGGAAACGUUCAAAACACUGUUUCCACUUCGACUACUCAUUCGGCGACGAAAAAUUGAAGGCGUCCGGUGGUUGAAUAACGAAUGACGCCAUGGCCUAGAACGUUAGAAGGUCACUCCGCUUGAGUUCCGAGAGUAUGCGCAUAGGGAGCAGCUCACCGGCACUUUUUUGCUUGCGGCGUCCUUCGCAAGGAUGAUGACUAGAAGACGAUGUCCACUGGUAGCACCUGUUCUUCUGACACCAGGUUGAAGUCGUCAGGGAUGAGCGAGAAGGCAGGAGGCUGAGUUACGUGGACACGCUUAUUCCAAAGCGCGUUCUAGCCUAGGCCAAGCCACGCCCCACCGCACCUCAAGCACAUGCUGUCACGAGCUUCACCUGGCUUUUCCUAGAUGGCAGCAUCUACAACAGUCAUGAUCAUGGAAGUUGCAAGAAACAAAAACUUGACAAGUGGAGCAAUAAGUGAGAGCGAGAGAUGCAGGAGAAGCAAGUGUCGCUGACCAGGAAUAUGCUGAACUUCAGCAGUGAAGGGAGACACCUAGUGUAAAGAACUGGCCAUGUAGGGUGGCUGGAAGGACAUGGGAAUAAAUUAUUGAUAGGC
Rhipicephalus sanguineus (brown dog tick) is the source of this 4565-nucleotide messenger RNA. RefSeq lists its product as uncharacterized. NCBI's taxonomy places the organism in Eukaryota, Metazoa, Arthropoda, Arachnida, Ixodida, Ixodidae. The record is from RefSeq and is a predicted model, not a curated record. The transcript is spliced from 8 exons. Bases 377 to 1477 code for a protein of 366 amino acids.